Sturnus vulgaris (Common starling) is the source of this 1327-nucleotide messenger RNA. RefSeq names its product tRNA methyltransferase 10A (gene TRMT10A). Lineage: Eukaryota; Metazoa; Chordata; Aves; Passeriformes; Sturnidae. Gene Ontology annotation, biological process: tRNA N1-guanine methylation. The record is from RefSeq and is a predicted model, not a curated record. Gene Ontology annotation, molecular function: methyltransferase activity; tRNA binding. Gene Ontology annotation, cellular component: nucleus; cytosol; nucleoplasm.
UUGAGGGGCUUAUGGCAUGUCUGCCUGUAGAUACACGUGUGCUUGCGUGCGUAUAAAUGUCUGCCUGUGCGCUGUGUACACGCAGGCAGAGAAUUGGUGAGCAGAAAACUUGUUUUUAAUUAAAUAUCCGGCACGGGCUGAGAAACAAGUCAGAAAACCCAGCCAAAAGCUAAUGUCUGAAACACCCACAGACAGUCCAGAGGUGCCAAUGGAAAAUACCCUGUUCCCUGAAGUUCCUGAUGUGGAAGGAAAGGCGAAGUCAAAUGAUAAUCCAGCAGAGAGACUGGAGGCAGGCUCUGGCAAGGAAGAAUGCCUGGAGUCCAUGUCCAAGAGGCAAAGGAAGAAGCUGUUGAAGCAGAAGCAGUGGGAAGAGCAGAAAGAUCUACGGAGGCAGAAACGAAAAGAAAAACGACAGAAGAGAAAACUAGAACAUCAGUCAAAAUUGGAUUCCAGUAGUGAGGGGAAUGACAGAAAGUGCAUGCGCAGGGAAGUUGUUCCAAGCACGCUUCGCCUCAUCGUGGACUGCAGCUUUGAUGACCUGAUGGUGUUAAAGGAUGUUAAGAAGCUUCACAAGCAGAUUCAGAGAUGUUAUGCAGAAAACCGCAAGGCAUUUCAUCCUGUGCAGUUUUACUUGACCAGCCAUGGGGGACAGUUGAAGACCAACAUGAAUGAAAAUGACAAAGGAUGGGUGAAUUGGAAGGAUAUCCAAAUUAGAACAGAGCACUAUAGUGAGCUAAUAAAGAAAGAAGACCUAGUAUAUCUUACCUCAGAUUCCCCAGACGUUCUCAGAGAGCUUGAUGAGAAGAAAGCCUAUGUGAUUGGAGGACUGGUGGAUCACAAUCACCACAAGGGAAUUACUUACAAAAAAGCUGUAGAGCAGGGAAUUGGUCACGCACAGCUCCCACUUGGAAACUUUGUCAAAAUGAACAGUCGGAAAGUGCUAGCUGUCAAUCAUGUGUUUGAGAUCAUCCUUGCAUACCUGGAGAAGAGAGACUGGAAGGAGGCCUUUUUCAGUGUCCUGCCACAGAGGAAAGGGGCUGUUCCUUUGGGAGAAGCCAAUGAUUCGUCCAAACAUGCUCUGUCUGGAAAAGAAGAUGAAGACAAUGACUCGGACAGCAACUAGGCUUCAGGAUUGGAUGAUGGAAAGAUGAGACAUGCAGUUUGUGGAAUAAAACUGGGGCAUAAAGUAGUUUUACUUCAAAGCUAUCUGUGGCCCUUGUAAUGCUGAAUUGUCUUAAUGCUUGAUAGUCCCAGGGCUGUUUCUGUGCAUGAAGGGUUAAGUUAAAUGCAGGUUUUAACUCUGAAACUUCAAUAUAAUAACUUUUUU